GUGCAAUGGAGAGAAAGAAAAAGAAAGUCUGCAAACAAAGAAAGCGAGAGAGUAGUCAGGCGGUUUCGCAAUCUUCAAAAAGCCCAACCCAGACUCCUACUUUAUCUCUAGUACAGGACAUUAAAGCUGAAGACAGGAGUGCAGUUUCCACAGAGGCCCAAGUAACAAUGGUGCCGAAAUCAGAGUGUAUAGAGGAUUCUGAAUAUCAAAGCAGGCAGGCCUCAGUUUUCCGUAUGCAGUGUAGUAAUUCUAAAGCAAAGAGUCCAGCAUUGACAGUAAGGAGAAUGUCCAGGAGAUUAGGAGCAAAGCGCAUUACCUCAACUAAACCCACAGUAAAGGACUGUCUUGAGGUCAAUGCUGAUGGCCAGUCUACAGUGAGCUUUGAAAUUGUGACUCCAGAGCCACAGAGUAGAAAAAGUCAGAGACAUUUGCCUGGAUGUAAUAAGAGGAACAGAUCUCCUCCCCGAACACGAGAAGUGAGCGAUGACUCGGGUGUUUAUCAGAGAGGGAUCAAAGUUCAAAGGUCUUCUGUGAGGAAAUGCAGGCAGAUCAAUAUGGUGGAAAAGGAUAAAAUAUCCAAAAUCAAGCCUGACAAAUGGCAGAAGCUCCUUUCCUGUGGUUCACUAUGCAUUAAAGGACUUCACUGUGGUUUAUGCCAGACCGAGCUCCUUCCCUUUGCUCAAGGAGUUGUACAGAGUGCACUGUGUGAAGAAGUGUCUGAGCUAGUAGGGAGCUUGAAGCAAUUGAGUAAGAGACCACAAUGUCUAUGUAGUCCCUUAAGAGCCACUCCGUGGGAUGGCAAUUCACUACUAAUGGUCCAGAACAGCUUAGCUUUACAGACCCUACGCUGUUCACUUCAACCCUACAAACCUGAGAAUAAAAAAGGCUUGUGCUCGUACAAUGCAAUAUGGGACAAGGCCAAGUGUUCAGUGACCCAGCUGCUGCAGUGUCAGAGUUGUGUCUGGCAGCACUGAUUGUGGCCUCAUCAUGGCAGUCGAGGUCCAGCACCCUAUGGACCCCACUCUUGACCAGGUAGAUUUAACUGUCAAAUUUUAUGUCAGAAAAAGUAAUACUGUAGAUAAACUACAAGCAAAUAAUAAACAGUAGUAAAUACAUCCAUCAGUAGCUUGCUGGUCAUUUGCUCAUCAGACUUAUUUUUUCUAUCAGAAAAUGCAUUGUAUGGAUUAAAGGCUUUGAAAUUGUACAUUGCAGGGGCACUCAUAUGUGCAGGUUUCAUAAGCAUUGGUGUCGAUAUGAAAUAGUUUCUUUUUUCCGAUUACAUUAAAGUACAUUAUCACAAACAAACAGGGACACUUGCGGGCAGAUGAAUGCACUGUAACCUAAUCUAUAUAACCAAAAUACAUUUUUGUAGCAUGAUGAAUUAAAAUAAUUGUGAUUUAGUAUUCUAGGUUUGUAUCAUUAGCGCAACACUGAGGGUCCAGAAAUCUUUGGCAUGCACCUGCUGUCAUUUAAGAGUUUGUUUCUGAAUGAAAUUGUCCACUAAUUUCUUAAUUUCUCAUUUGUGCUAUUUACAAAUAUAGCAUUUGUUAGAAAAUGUUAUCCUUGUCUUAGUUUUUUAUAUUUUUGAGAACACUUUCAAUGGUACAAUUACAAUGAAGGAAUAUUCUUCCAGAGUGCCCAUUUUCAUUUGCCUGUGGUUUUCUUUAUACCUCCCAACAGCACUAAUCUAAAUACAGGUAGUCUCCUUUUUUACAAUAGAGAUACGUUAGGACAAUUCCAUCGUAAUUCAAAAAAGAUGGUACUAUGUGUGUGUGACAGCCUUUCCUGCUUAAUGCUGAUUUAUAACUUUCAUUUUCUGCUCUAAACUGAUGGCUUUCCUCUUCUUUUUUCCCUACAAGCAGGAGACAUACUUGGGUGCUUUGAAGACAUGCUUUCAUCACUAAAAUUGCUGUUUGAAACUGUUUGAAACCAGAAAAAGUAUCGUGCCUGGCGAAAUUGUAAAUAUUUUUACAAUUUUGUCAUAUCGCUAUCGGCAUCAUAAGAUCGAAAAAUCGUAAGUCGAACCAUCGUACCUCGGGGACCAUCUGUAGUGUAUAAUUCCGAAUGAUCUGUUUGACAUUUUACCUGCAGUUCUGGAUAAGCCCACUAGUGGCAUUUGGAAAUAAGGCCCAGUGAUAUUGAACACCAGUCAAAGUUAAACCAAUCACACAAAGAUAUGGCCAUCUACCUCCUACAGCUAUCCUUUUACCAUACCACAUGCCAUAACACACUAUGGCCACUCGGCUGUUGUUCGUUUAUUUUAUUUGACAAUGUUCUUAACUUUUUUUGUACAUACAGCCUGGCCAGUAAAUAUCAAUCGAGUUAUGCUGUGAUCAUCCUAUUAACACUGUAUAAUAAGACACUGAUAGAAAUUGCUAGUUUUUUAACUGCUUAGGCUUCUGUUUGUGUUCGUGUGCUCGGGUAAAACUCAUCAGUGACACUCGUGUUCAAAGAUGACAACUUUAGGGUGCAUGUGCAAGUGAAAUAGUAGAUAAUUUCUUUUUCCUCUUCUUUCUGCAGUAUCAUACCCAUGUGCAAUAAUUGUCUGUAAUGAACUGGACAAUCACUGCACUAUGUUACUUUCUAUUAUGACCAAUGUGAAUGUCUUCUUUGCUUGGUCACUUAGUUGUUCUAUGUGUAACCGUGUUGUAUUAUGUCUUGUUUAGCCUAACACUUCUGUGCAGUGCCUAUAUGUUAAAUGUGCACUCUUGGUUUGCUCUCUGAAACAAUUGUGGUGCAUGCUCAGGCAUUUGUGGCCAGUAAAGCUGAUACUACUUCAGAUCAAUUUAACUGGACUUCCAAAAAACAGCAUGUGUGUGUCUUUUUAUUUUUAUUUUUUUAUUACCGUUAAAUAUUGUCUUAAUAGCAGUAUCAGUGCUGUAUGGUAAAAUUUACCCAUAAUUCCAAGUAAAAAGAUUUUAUGUGGAAUUAUGGUCCAAUUAUGUUUCAGGUCAAAGUGUGUCUUGUGUGAUGCUCAUCAUAUCACUAUGUGGGCGUCGACGUUGUUUUGCUGGAAUGUCUCGAGUUGGCCACUGCUGUUGGUGGAUCUUUUUGGUGUAUCUGUGUGUAUUGCAUUAGUCUUUUCCUCUCUCUUCACCUUUUUCUAUAAAGUGAUUAGACCAAGUGCAUGACCAGCACUUUGGUUUCCCCUUCAGAUAUAAAUGCAUUUAAAAAAUGUCUCUCACAUGUGCUACUGAUUUCUGGGAGCACUAAAUGGAGAGUUCCAGCAGUUCACGUCUCUGCUCCUGCUGGCGCAGUUCUAAAUGUAGCUGGGAUUAGCUGAGCUAUUUGCUUGGCAGACUGCUGGCUGCAUUAAGCCUGGGUUAUGGCUUCUGUUGGAAACAAGAACAGUCCCUCCCAUGUAAGGUGCUAAAUAACUGGAUUCCUCUGAGAUUUUUUACUGUUCCCCAGGUAUCAGAAUGGAAUUUCUUGAGCUAUAGCAUAAAUAAAAAAUGGUAGAGGUAGAUCUUGCAGACAAGCUUGUUAAACUGCAAUGGAGAUGCUUUUUAUUUUCACCCAGGCCCUUGCUGUUAUGUUAUAAAAUAAGAAAAAAGGAAUCUGCAAACAUUUUUUGUUUGGCUUUGUGCUUUUUCAGAACAUAUUGUUGCUUAUUUUUGACUAAAUUUACAAUUAUUUCCAAGCAUUUAUUUAACCCAAUAUCCACAGAACCACAGUAAUGUCUCUCUCUCUCACACACACACACACACACA
Molecule: messenger RNA, 3710 nt
Organism: Silurus meridionalis
Lineage: Eukaryota; Metazoa; Chordata; Actinopteri; Siluriformes; Siluridae
Exons: 5
Coding region: 6-974 (322 amino acids)
Source: RefSeq, a predicted model, not a curated record